AUGGAUGCGCGCAUUUUUCUUAUCCGCCACGGCGAGACCGAAUGGUCGGCUGAGCAUCGCUACACUGGAAGUGUGGAUUUGCCCUUGACACCCAAUGGCGAAAAAGAGGCAACACAGACGAGAGGUAAAUGUAUAGGGCCUGGUAAACUCAUCGAUGAGGUCAAUCUGCGAGCCAUAUACUGUUCGCCUCUCCGAAGGGCAAGACGCACUGCUGAAAUCAUGUUUCCUACGGUCAGUGGGAGCCUGUUCAGGGUCGAGGACUCCUUGAUGGAAUGGGAUUAUGGGACGUUUGAAGGCCUCACCUACUCCGAAAUAAAUCGAAGGCGACCAAGCGAUUGUGGAUCCUGGGAUCUUUGGACAGACGGUUGUCCAGGUGGCGAAUUUUCCUUGAACAUCAAAUCACGACUCGAGCCUUUGAUCCUGAAGAUCAAGGAGGACCUCCAGAUCUCCUCCGAACCACGGGACAUUGUCUGUGUCACCCACCGCCAUAUUGCCAUUGCCCUGGCUCUGCUUCUAACAGGCAUACCAUUUCAAUACGGAGCCAAGUUGGCAAUGGAAACUGCCGGAGUAAUUGUUCUCAAUUUCGACAAGAUACUCGUGCGAUGGAACUCACGUCCGACUAAAGCCGCACCCGUCGCAUAUCAAGCCUCAACCGCAUCGCCCAAAUCCACCUUGUUCAGACAGAUCCAGGACAAUCGCCUAGCAGCGGGUGAACUCAAAGCUCUUGACUAUUUCCAAGCCGCCGUGUGGCCAUUGCUAUCCACUGCUACACAGCCUUGUCCGCCACCGAUAUCUCUUGCCUUAGAGUCCGAACCAGUAUUGCUAGCCAUGUGUGAACUAGCAGAGGCACAUCGAUUGCUCCAGCAAGAAGGUAGCCUGACAAAUUUGCAGGCUAUAAGCAACAAGAGAUUGACUUGUUUAUCCUCCGUCCGAAAGCAACUCCGAGAAAGUAUUUCAAAUAACGGGUCACUUUCUCAAUUGCUUGUCGCCGUCCUGCUGCUCUAUUUUCUGGAUGGUUUCAUAGACUGCGGGGAGCAAUCCGCUUCCACAAUAAGCCACCAGGUUGGUGUGCGAGCCAUUGUCGAACAGCUUGGUGGAUUCAACAUGCUUGUAGAUGAGGGCCAAAAAGAUACUCCGCACAUGCUUCUAUCUGAGUUUGCCUCCACAGAUCUCACUCGCGCUAUACUUGACGACAGGGCCCCCUGUUUUCCCGCCCGAAUCUGGCGUAACAUCGAAAAGGGCACAGUGUGGUGGGAGAAGCAGACAUACGGGGUAACACUGGCGGUAGUAUUUCGCAUCAUGACACAAAUAGCCUUCCACCGACAGUCUGUUCGAGCCGGAGACGAGGAACUAUCUAUCAAAAAGGUCCGUGACUUCGAAAGGUCUCUCCAGCCUCGUUUCUCGGUGCUGAGGCUCGAUCAUUUCAACUGCCCGGAGGAGGAGUCCCUUUCUAAAUUCGAAAUGGAGCGCGUCAAUCAAACGAUCGCAUUUACCCGCGCUUUCCAGCACAGUGCUCUGAUUUACUUCUACCGGGCUCUCCAAGGACUAUAA
Messenger RNA from Penicillium cinerascens, 1551 nucleotides. Its product is annotated as Zn(II)2Cys6 transcription factor. The record is from RefSeq and is a predicted model, not a curated record. Lineage: Eukaryota; Fungi; Ascomycota; Eurotiomycetes; Eurotiales; Aspergillaceae. The transcript has 5 exons. Gene Ontology annotation, molecular function: phosphatase activity. Bases 1 to 1551 code for a protein of 516 amino acids.